AUGGCCCUCAAGCUCGGAAAAUGUAGGCUUUGCCUUAAACUCGGCGACUUUUAUUCCAUCUUCACGAUGGAUAACAAUCUACAGCUUGCCGAGAUGGUUAUGGAAUGCGCCCGAGUGAAGAUAUAUGAAGGAGAUGGACUGCCAGAUAAGAUAUGUUCGGAGUGCAUACAGAAACUCAGCAGCGCGCACAUAUUUAAGCAGCAGUGCGAGAGAUCGGAUCAGGAGCUACGACGCAACUAUGUGCCGCCACCGGGUUUCAGUACCGCACCUUCCCCACCAAACAGGCAGAGCAGCGACUCGGCUUUCUCAAACAACACUGACGUAUCCAGCAACAACAAGCCUACAGCUUCACCCAUUGAAAGCAAGGUCACACCUAGUCGGAGCCGUAAACGCAGUCGGGAAAGCGUCGACAAUGCUUCAUCCAGCAGCCAGUCUCAUGACUACCGACCGAGUUCCACCAAGCGAGUCGAGGAGCUCCGUACCUCACAGAAAAGGCCGAGAAGAUCACAAAACGCAUCUUACGUUGAUUCCGAUUUUGAUGAUAACAGCGUCUCCCAUUUCUCUGUCGAAACCGACUCGGAUGAGCCACUAUUGAAAAGUGAACAUAAGUGUAAAAUCUGUGGUAAAGAAUUCCUCUCAAAAAUGAGCGUGCUUGCACACACCAAAGUGCAUUUUAGAAAAUCUCUGAAACAGAAUGCAUUAGUGGACAUACCCAAACCGACAGUCACCAAUGAGAGUACGGAAGACGCUAACGACGUCGAUGAUAAGCUAACGUGCGAGAAAUGCGACAAGACAUUUAAAUUGAAAAUAAUGUUGAAGCGUCAUCUAGAGACCUGUGACAAGACACCGUCAAAGUCGCCGAUGAAAGAGCUACUGGUGUCGUUAGAGCCAAUCGACGCGGGCCCGGCUCAGUCGAAUAAAAUUGACUGCGAAAUGUGCACUACAAAAUUUAAGACGAUAGACAAUUUAGAGAAGCAUAUGAGGGUAGUUCACGCGGCCGUCCUCAAUCGUAAUAAAUACGAACAGAACGAGAACGGAAAGGUGAGCGUUCCCUGCUUCUACUGUGGACAACAUUUUGACGAUUACUACCUCCACGCCGCGCACUUUGAAACCUGCUCCAAAAAGGACGAUUCUGUUAACUUCACUUGCCCCAUAUGCCAGAAGGUGAUGACAAGGAAGAACUCGUACUUCAUACAUUUAAAAGCUAUGCAUUUCGAACCUCGCCUCGGCAACCGUGAAGAGGGCUCCAAACAGCCGUUUGAGUGCCGCAUAUGCAGUAAGAAGUUGGCAUCACAAGACCAACUAAUCACGCACCUUGCUGCACACAUGUCUAAUAUAAACGAUAACGAAGAUGGCGCUGACGAUGGCUCUCGCAUGAGUCAUGCAGAAGACGAUACUUCGGUAACAUCUAGCUACAGUAAUGCGCAUGUACCCAGCGGGCCAUUAAAAUGCAGCAUGUGCGAGAAACGAUUCACGUAUAAGAAAGCGCUCCUGAGUCAUGAACAGAGACAUCUCUCCGGAGAGUUGCAGAUAAAGACAGAGCCACCUGAUAAGAAUACGUCUAGCAGUUUGCUAAGCGAGACUUUCCGUCAGUCAGAGUCAGAUUCUAGUCAGGAGGAAGGGGAUGAUAAUACGUGCGACAUUUGUGAGAAGCAGUUCUCCUAUAAACGUCUCCUAAUUCAUCACAAACGGACCAAGCACAACAUGAGCUCAGGCACCAAGCGAGCGAAAAUUAACCUUAAAGAUUGCACCGUCCGCUGUCUCAUCUGCGACUUGGAGAUGAAAGUUAGUGCAAUAAAUGAGCACAACCAAAAACACACAUCUGUAAACAUAAAGCCGAGGAAUCUCUACACGUGUGCAGAAUGCUCCGAGAAAUUUAAGAGUUGUAGCUCGCUGGCAAAUCACAUCAAACUAGUGCACAGGCUGAAGCAGCCCCAGCAGCCCAAGUUAGAGGGAGCAGACUUGGCGGAUUUUUGUGAAGUCGUUGUGACCAAGGCGGAACCCCUGGUGUCAAACCAGAGUCACAACGACUUUGGGAUGGUUCCGUCGAAUCAGGAUGGCAGUCCGCUUGUUAAUUUGAGCGGAUUCACUUGCCCAAUAUGUAGUAAGCAGAUGCCUACAUUGAUUUCGCUGAAGAGACAUGUGAACUGGCAUUCUAACGUUGGUAACAACAUUGAGAAGAAGUUGGAGUGUUUUGUUUGCAAAGAGAAAUUUAGAUUCCAAUGCCACUACCGGCUGCAUAUGCGCGAGCACUAUAACGACCCCAACCUGGACCCAAAGCUGCUGACUUGCUCCAUUUGCAACCGCAAGAGCAAGCAUCUGCGUGCUGCUAAGGCCCAUAUGAACUUCCACAAGCAAACACGCUUCAAGAACAAAGACUACCAGUGUUCCAUAUGCAAGAGAAUAUUCCAGUUUAGAAAAGUCUACUUGUCGCACAUGGCAAUACAUUAUAAACGUGGCGAGAGUGUGAACACUGUUGUGGGUGUCGAGCUGCCGAAUACCGCUGAUAAAACGGUAUUCGAUGGCAAAUAUACCUGCCAUCAUUGCGGGAAAGUGUGCGAUUCGGAGACCUCAUUAAAGCACCAUAUCAUUUGGCACAAAUCUAAAACUUCGCUCUUUGGUGCUCGCCACGAAUGUCACAUUUGCCAUAUCCAAUUCACCAAUAAGAGGAGAUUAGAGCUCCACAUCAGAACUCAUUACGAGGACGACAAUGGCCCAUACAAGUGUCCCAUAUGUGGCAAAGGGUUUAUCGACGAGGAUUUCCACAGGAGACAUGUGAAAGGACACAAUUUCGAUCACCAAUCACAUAAGGCUAGGAUCGCGAACCUCAGGAAGGAUAAAGUAAAGUGCCCAAUUUGUGCUCGUUUCUAUCCAGACUUGGUGAAACUCAUACGCCAUUUAAGAAGAACGCAUCCUGAGAGCAAAAUGAUUAAGUCCGAUCCAGAUGCACCUGCCCAGAAUUACUUCUCGUGCAAACUGUGUGCUAAAGUAUUCUUAGAUGAGCGACGAUUGCAGCACCAUGAGGAGGCUCAUUUGAGAAAGCCAGAGUUCUUUAAAUGCAAAUUCUGUGGCAAAAAAACUAUCUCCUUGAAGAAUCAUAGAAUUCAUAUUAAGGCCCACUUAACACAAAAAUAUAUUGAUGAGCCCCUGAAAUGUAUGCAUUGUGAUGAAAUCUUUACAAGAGGGUAUGACUUGCACCAUCACUUACGCGAUGUGCAUGAUAUUAAUGAAACAUGGAUUGCUGAGAGAACGGAGAAGACUUUAAAUGGACCAUUGAAGGAAUUGCAAUGCUCAAUCUGCCUUAAGAUCCUUGCAAGUAAGGGCAACUUUGAACGCCAUAUCGACUAUCACAACUCGCUAAGGUGUAAUUACUGCUUUGACUACUUCAGCUCCUUGAGGUUCUUGGAGGGGCACCUUGCAUUCAGCUGUGAGAAAAAGAAAUUGAUAGGGGACACUGAAGUGUAUCCCAAAAAGGUAAAAUGUCACAUAUGUUACAAAGCUUUCCACCUGCAAGUGAAGUUAGACUGUCAUCUACGCACACAGCAUAAUAUCAAAGUUUCUAAAGAAGCAUCCGAAGGCAAGAAGGAGAUUGUCUGUGAUUACUGCUUCCGAGUAUUUGAGAAUGAGUAUGCUUUGAGCACCCACAAGAUUUACCAUCGCACUAUAGGAUAUUACGGCUGCUUAUAUUGCAAUCGAAAGUUUAACACCAUAACUCUGUACAAAAAACACAAGAACCAUCAUUUAUCACAACUUAACGUCGAUAACCCAACAAAAUGUGAGCACUGCGAUGAGAAGUUUGUUGCAUUCCGAGAGAUGAUAUAUCAUAUGAGGGACGUCCACGGUGACAACAAAGAGUGGAUUGUAAUGCCUAAGGAGUCCAUAGAGGAGAAGUGCCCCAUUUGUAACAAAAUAUUCUUUAACCUCCAUAAACAUUUGACUUAUCAUGAAGAGAAUAGGUGCAAAAAAUGCGCGGAAUAUUUCUAUUCACAAAUUGACUUCGAUAAUCAUCUUUGUGCCAUAGAAAGCGAUGAAGAAGUUGACGAGAAUAAUGAGAACGAUUUACGACCAAAAUAUGAAGAGUGUGCUUUUUGCUUCAAGCCUAUAACUAAGAAGAACUCGCACCGUUUGCAUGAUCACAUACAUAGAGUUUCUGGUUCGAUUUCGUGCCGAUUUUGCCAUCUCAAAUUUAAAACUAUUGAUGCAUUUAAUAUUCAUGCGUUCUCCCACCGUAGCAGGAAGUAUAAUAAAAAGCCGAUUAAAUGUCGAAAGUGUGGUGAGAAGUUUGUGCGCUAUGGCCCCUUCAUGAAGCACAUGAAAUCUGCUCAUAAGUCAACUCAGAAAUUACAUUAUAGAACCAUGGUAAAGCCAGAGCUCUGUGUUGUUUGCGGCGAUGAAUUCCCAAAUCUCCAUAACCACUAUCGAGCCCAUUUGCAGAACCAGUGUCAAUCAUGUCACAAAUACUUCACGUCAUAUAAACUAUUUUCGAUGCAUCAGUGUGAUAAAGAAGAUUCUGACCCAACAAAAGUUUUCACGUGUGAUAAAGAUCUAGUAAAUUUGAUUAAUGCUUACACACCUAAAGACGAGAAGGAUGAUGAGAAAUUUUAUGGGCAUACUGACGAUGAAGACGAAGUAGAAGAGGAACCUGAAAAAGAUAUUCGAGAUAAUGAAUACACAACACAGGAUGAAGAGAGUCAGAACUCAUCGGAUGCAAACUUACAUAUGAUGGUCCAUACGCCAAUUAUAUCAGAUGUGUUGUCGCUUUAUCAAAAGAAGGAAGACAAGCAACUCGAUCCUGCUAAUGAAGUUGUUAAUUUGUCAGAUGAUGACACUUUGGAUGGUGAAGAAGUCGUAACUGUUAUAACAAUUGAUGAUUGA
Parnassius mnemosyne (clouded apollo) is the source of this 4875-nucleotide messenger RNA. The record is from the annotation of a GenBank genome assembly. Lineage: Eukaryota; Metazoa; Arthropoda; Insecta; Lepidoptera; Papilionidae.